Melopsittacus undulatus (budgerigar) is the source of this 3723-nucleotide messenger RNA. RefSeq names its product peptidase M20 domain containing 2 (gene PM20D2). Bases 63 to 1418 code for a protein of 451 amino acids. The transcript has 7 exons. Lineage: Eukaryota; Metazoa; Chordata; Aves; Psittaciformes; Psittaculidae. The record is from RefSeq and is a predicted model, not a curated record. Gene Ontology annotation, molecular function: dipeptidase activity.
UCUGUUGCAGUGGAGGGUUGUGCGGCCGGCAGGUGCCUCUGGGGCCGCCCCGCCGCUCCCUCAUGAGGCCGCAGGACCCGCCGCAGGGCGGUCCCGCCGCCGCCGUGCUGCCGGCGCUAGAGACGCUGAAGCAGCGGGCAUGCGAGAGCGUGGAGCUGAACGCGGAGCGGCUCAGCGCGCUGAGCCGCGACAUCUGGAGCCGGCCUGAGCUGGCCUACGAGGAGCACCAGGCGCACGACACCAUGACCCGCUUCUUCUCCAACGGGGAGCUGCCGGGCGCCGCCUGGGCCGUGCAGCCCCGCUACAAGCUGAGCACGGCCUUCCGCGCAGAGUGGGGCACAGCCGCCCCCCAGACACAGGGCCCGCGCCCGCUCCGCGUCGCCUUCCUCUGCGAGUACGACGCGUUGCCCGGCAUCGGGCAUGCCUGCGGCCACAACCUCAUCGCCGAGGUGGGAGCCGCCGCCGCGCUAGGGCUGAAGGCCGCCUUGGAGAGCCUGCCGCAGCCGGCGCCCACCGCCGUCCAGAUCACGGUGCUGGGCACGCCUGCGGAAGAGCAAGGAGGAGGCAAAAUAGACCUGAUAAACGCUGGAGCGUUUGAUGGCCUGGAUGUGGUUUUUAUGGCGCACCCCUCGCAAGAAAACGCAGCUUACCUGCCCGAUGUGGCUGAGCAUGAUGUGACUGUGAAAUACUAUGGAAAAGCUUCUCAUGCUGCUGCUUAUCCUUGGGAAGGAGUUAAUGCAUUAGAUGCUGCUGUUCUUGCAUACAACAAUCUGUCUGUUUUAAGACAGCAAAUGAAACCGACCUGGAGAGUUCAUGGUGUAAUAAAAAAUGGUGGUGUGAAACCUAACAUCAUUCCUUCUUACACUGAGCUGGAGUUCUACUUGCGUGCCCCUUCAAUGAAAGAUCUUUCUGUUCUGAUCGAGAAGGUUGAGAACUGCUUCAGAUCUGCAGCACUGGCCACAGGAUGCAAAGUGGAAAUAAAAGGUGGUGAAAAUGAUUACUACAAUGUGCUUCCAAAUAAGAGCCUGCAGAAAGUUUACAAGGAGAAUGGAAAGAAGCUUGGAAUAGAAUUUAUAUCUGAAGACUGUAUCUUGAAUGGUUUGUCAGGUUCCACGGACUUUGGAAAUGUUACAUUUGUAGUCCCUGGGCUUCAUCCUUAUUUUUAUAUUGGCUCUGAUGCAUUGAAUCAUACUGAGCAGUACACAGAAGCUGCAGGGUCACAGAAUGCUCAGUUCUAUGCUUUGCGCACAGCAAAAGCUCUGGCAAUGACAGCACUGGAUGUCAUUUUCAAGCCAGGUCUUCUAGAAGAAGUCAGGGAAGACUUUAGACAGGUGAAGCUAAAAGAAGAGGGGCAAAUAAACCCAGUAGAAUGUAUCAAAGAAUCUGGAGUUGGCAUAGGAGCAUGUGCAUCCCAUUAAACUUUAUUCAGCUUUUCUCAGUAGGAUUGACUUCAUGGAGAUGCUGUAUUUAAAUCCUGGAGGGGGUUGGAUAAACACAUAGCUGAAGAAAUGUUCAGUUUUGGGGGGGGAACUUUAGGAAAGGCAAACAGUAUCACUGCUUUCAAAAAUGUGCAAUUUCAUCUAUCUGUAAUGUUCGCUCUAUUCAAUAUGGCAGUGAACUCUGGAAAGAAAUCUCAAAUACAUUGUCUUCAAGCUGCAGUGUUGAAUAAAUGAUAGUAUUUAGUUCCCUGUCAGUGAUUUUCUAUGUAUUGCUAAAGUAACAUUCUUUGUAGGGGAAAUAAGACAUCUACCUGGAAAUGCUGGUUCUAGAAUAAGCUCUGUUCACUUGGUGAUCAAAGGCUGAAUCAGAUCUAUGAAGUAUUUCUGUCUGGCCAGUCACUUUUUCUUGGGACAAGAUAAAGGCUUAAAACCUGAGCUGAUUUCACUGGAAAGAAAGGUGUAUGUUUGGUAGAAUGCCUGAUUUUGACAGUAGUAAUCUGUAGCAAUGGAGCAGAACCAUUUGUAUGGAAAUUAUGUUUUUAAAGUCUGAUUGUCCUGAAAUGCAUUGACUUGCCUCCUAACUGUUUUGGAGGUGGUAUGGCGAAGUCAGUGAUCAACAAAUUGGAAAGCAACUAAAUGUUUGUUUAAAUUAACAUGUUAAACCACUGCAGAGAAAUGCAUGUGCUCCUUUUUUUAAGUUGUACUCUAAGGCAGUACUGGUGUGCACACGAGGUUUUGUACUAGCUUAGCUGAUCUGAAGGAUCUGUCUAAAUCUAGCUAACGCAGUGGGAGUCUUUCUCACAAAGUUGCAAGCCUGGUACUGUGAAGCAGUAAAUGAAGCCAACCUUAAACUUAUGUGUGCAAACCAGUAAGCUCUUCAGAAGUUUGCCCUGGGGAUUGCUUGUGCAGUAUCUGGCUUCUCAAACCUGCUUGUUCCCAUAUCCUGUAAGAUAAGUAGAUGUGGUAAGUCUUGCAAGUUGUCCUUCCUGUGUGUUAAUCUGUUUAAGCCUUGUUAUUUUGCUUCUCAGAAACACUAAUAUUGCAGAUUUUACCUAGGUUGGUGUUACGUGUGUCCAAACAUGUUAGGGAUUUUUUUCUAAUUCAGUUUUUAAAGGAUCACUUGAGUACAUAGAGAAGGAACUAAUCUUUUGUUCGGAUACAAAUAGCUGAGUCUACGGGCAGACUGAGUGAAAAAGCAGUUUACUGGAUAACGAUUUUCUAAGCAUAAGUGUUAUAGUAAGCUUCUGAAAAGUAGUCAAGCAAACUGUAUUCCCCAGGAAGUUGGAAUAUCCAGAAUAAUUUCUGAAACCUGAUUUUUACCAGAACCAGUCUCUAAAUGUUGAACUCUGGAAUUCUAAUAAAAAUUUAUAUUCUGUUAAUUUGUAUAUUCAAUUUCUAACUCUGGAGAGAAACCGAUUCCUUAGCUUAACUCUGCACUCCCUUUGCAUUUCUACACACUUUUAAACACAGACUUCCAGCUGCUGUUUAUGAAUUCUUUUGAGACUUUCCUUUCUUAGAGGGAUGACUGUAUGUAUGACUGUACAGCCUAUAUAUGUUGCAUAGACAACAACUUGACAGUUUUUAGACUUUCUGAUACUUCACCCUCUGUGCUUGUAGUAAUAGGACACAGACUAUCUGUUAAAUAUAUUAAAUGCUCCAUGUCCUUUGACAAAGUAACUGAUUAUCUAGGAAGCAGAGGCACUUAAAGGGGUUUGUUUUGUAUUACAAGCUGGUUAGUUGAAGAGCAUGACUGUAAGUACCCAGGUUCCAAGACGGUCUGACCUUACACCAGUGUCCUUGCUUUCAGUAGUAAGCAGUUUUGACAGAUGAAUACAUGAAACAGGUGAGGGUUGGACUCUGAGUUAAUAGGUUUGUCCAGUAUUGUAAAUUGGAUACUAAAUCCAACUGAAAUUGGUCCAGUGUUUGUCAAAGGAACUUUAUCUGCAACUCUUAAAUCCUGCCAGUUCUCAAAUACAGUUACAAUUCAUAAAGUUCUCUUGGGUUAACAGGCUGGGUUAUGAAUUUCCUCUAGCAUAAGUGUCUUUUUAUUUUCUCCUGCAUGAGCUGCUUACCUGCUUGCUUUGCUGUUUCCUACUGGCUGAUGUGUGUUACAGCCUUUUCAGGUCUCUUUGUCUAGACUAGCUAGCUGUUGGCUGCAUCAUGCCCAAGAUCAUUUAAUUAAGCAUUUCUGAAUUAAAAUCAUGUCCUCAUUUUGUUGUAAUCAUUGCUGGAAUUAAGAUGAAACUGAAGUGCUGAUUAAAGAUGAGUUGAUAUCAAUAAAGCA